Bombus terrestris (buff-tailed bumblebee) is the source of this 2002-nucleotide messenger RNA. RefSeq names its product protein obstructor-E (gene Cpap3-d). Gene Ontology annotation, cellular component: extracellular region. NCBI's taxonomy places the organism in Eukaryota, Metazoa, Arthropoda, Insecta, Hymenoptera, Apidae. Gene Ontology annotation, molecular function: chitin binding. The coding region runs from base 909 to 1607 and encodes 232 amino acids. The record is from RefSeq and is a predicted model, not a curated record. The transcript has 5 exons.
UAUAAUUACAGCUCACGUGUAUAGCACGUGUACACUUAUAUGUACUUAUGUAGAUAAAUUUGCAUCGUCGUAAACACGAAAGUUGAUGGAAAUGUUAACGAAGAGGAAACGCUUAACUACGUUAUAAAACAUCAGCUAAGUAGCCGUUUUCCAUGUAAUCAAGAUGCUAGACCGAGGUUUUUUCUUUUCCAAAAUGUCAGUCCAGUAACGCGAAACCUGGCUCUUCUUCUACGUUGCGCAAUCGUUUCUACAAAUUAUUUUCUCCGCUGCACUUACGAUAUUACGCUCAGUGUUGACGAAAAAUUGGGAAAAGUUCUGCGCACUAUGAAGAAUAGAUAUUAACACGCUAACUGCCACGAUGAUCGCCGUUGAUUCACGUCGUCAAAUUGUCUUGGAUGGUUAAAAUAAGAUCAAUUUUAUGGACUGAAAGAUGUUCGCCAACGUGAAUGAUUUGCUUAACAAUAUCAGAGAAAAUGCGUGGAAAUAGGACAUAAUACUUUGCAAAAAUUAAAUCUUAUGGUACAUUUCAAUCUAUCGCGGCUGUCAGGACAAAGUAUAGAAAAUUCGCAGUCACAUUGCAGUAAAUGCGUUAUAGAAAAUCUCGCGAAAAUUCAACCUCUUUGGGACCGCAUUUUCUCACGUUUUUCGCUUCACUUCUUACAAAUUCCCUUUGGAUUUUCGGAUGAGACGUUCGAUCGGCCGCUUGUCCGCUCGGCUACGCUCGGCCCGGUUCACCGAAGUCGCACGAUCGCUCGAAGAAAUCGACGCGGAGAACGAUCGGUAGGGUGGGGUAACGAGAGAGCAAGUGUACCAAACAAGUGAAGGGAGAAGCUCUCUGUUCCGAGGUCGAUAACUAAGUGUCAGUAGUCAGAGUCGACCCGAGUGGAGGAUCAGACCGAGCGACCACUAUGACGAUCGAACACCGGAGGAGCGUGACCUUUUUGGCCGUGGUGAUUUUUCUUGCCUCCGUUGAAGCAGCUACCCUGUUGGGUGCGCCACCCUGUCCCAAUCCUCAUGGCGUCCACGCGUACGCUCACCCCGAGGACUGCAACUCAUUCUUCCUCUGUACGAACGGUACCCUGACCCUCGAGUACUGCGAGAACGGAUUACUUUUCGACGGCCAUGGCGCCGUACACGACCAUUGCAACUAUCACUGGGCCGUCCACUGCGGAGAUCGCAAGGCUGACCUUACUCCGCUCAGUAGUCCCGGCUGCGAAUAUCAAUUCGGUCUCUAUCCUGCCAGCGACCUGUGCAGCACCACUUACAUCAAAUGCGUCCACGGACAUCCCGAGGAAACGCACUGCGACGCAGGGUUAGUAUACGACGAGAAGAGUCACACUUGCGUCUGGCCCGAUCAACUGUUGCCCUACUGCAAUCCGGAGGAAAUAGUCGGCUUCAAGUGUCCGCACAAAGUACCUUCGCACAGCGCUGCUGCCAAGUUCUGGCCUUACCCGAGAUUCCCUGUACCUGGGGACUGUGGCAGAUUGAUCACCUGCGUCGAUGGCAAUCCACGUUUACUUACGUGCGGCGAUGGAAAACUCUUCGAUUCCGUGAGUCUGAGCUGUUUGGAUCCUGACGAACUGCCUCAUUGUGCCAAUACCGUUUAAGUUACACACGGAUAUCAGCAUCGCUAUUCGAGUUCGCAAGAGUCUAUCAACCGUUUUAGAACCACGAAAUCUGCAGCCUUCACCGUUUAUUCGAAGCAAAAUAUUCUACUUGAUAAAAAAUAAUCUAAUCGCCUACCGGAAACGUUACGAAUGAGUAAAAUUAGCGAAACUACAACGCAAAGUAUUGCUUUAUCGGUACAAAGUAGACGAUACCGAUAGAUCUGUACAAUUUCACAGAUGUAUAAUAAUUAUAUAAAGCAAAAAUAGAUCUAUCGAUAUUUCUAAUUACUUUUAGUUAGAAAAAUGUGUUUUAAAGGGAAAACAACCGGAAAACGAUAGGGACAACGACGUGUACACUGAACAUUGGAAUAAAAUGUGGACAUGCGUACAAAAAA